Molecule: messenger RNA, 2121 nt
Organism: Symbiodinium pilosum
Lineage: Eukaryota; Dinophyceae; Suessiales; Symbiodiniaceae
Source: the annotation of a GenBank genome assembly
AUGGAUGCCAGCCCGAGCCUACAACUCAUUGGAGCUUGGUCGCGCGCCGCAAGCGAUGCGGCCCCUGGUGUCGUUACUUCCCCAUUGGCCAGGCAACUGCGGAUUGAAGAUCAGCUCAGGCGAGAACUCACGCCGAAGAGGGCCCUUGUCUUGCUGAGCUUGGUCGGGCUGAGCAUUGCGAUAGAACACGUCUCCGCGCCUGAGUUUGGCAUCCCUGCCGCCGACAGGUGGAAACCGUAUGUUGUCGUGAACAGCAUUUGCAUGGGCAUAUUGCUUAUUGCCGAUGGCCUGCCACCUGAAGCAGUGCUUAUGGCUUUGACCGUGAUCUACGUGCUUUUGGGGAUUAUCACCGAGUCUGAGGCUUUUGCAGGUUUUUCGAGCCCGGGCGUUCUGGCAUUUGGUGCCUUGUUCGUCCUCUCCGAAGCCUUUGCUGAAGUGAAAGUGCUAGAUGCAUUGAUCUCUCGCUGCCUCGGCACGCCGAAAACGCUCCUGGCAGCACAAUUUCGAAUCACUUUGCCCGUAGCUGUACUCAGUGCCUUCUUCAACAAUGGCCCUCUUGUGGCGAUGUUAGUGCCAAUAGUGCAAGCGUGGGCACAGCGGCAUGGGCAUUCAGCGGCCCAGUUGCUGAUGCCACUGGCGUUUGCAUCAACGCUGGGUGGGACACUGACCAUCAUCGGCUCAGCUGCAAACCUGCUCGCACAUGAUCGUGCCAGGGCCCUGGAUCCGCCAGUUAACAUCGGCUUCUUUGAGCUGACUCCUUACGCUGCUCCAUUGGGGCUUCUAGGUUUGGGGUAUAUGCUUCUUGCUGGACCGACUCUGCUGCCAAAAGGUGAAGAGGUCAGGCAGGAGCCGCGCUCACCUUCGAAAUCAACCCAGAAGCCCAGUCCCUUUAUGCGAUUUACAAGUGAAGAGGACACAGAGGUCGAGACGUGUCAGCUGCGUAGGUACCACAUUUUGUUUGUCGUCAGGAGUCGCUGCCCGUUCAUUGGUUGUAGCUUGUAUGAUAUGGGGCUGACGCGAUUGCCUGAUGUGUUGGUGUUGGAAAUGCGUCGCGAGGGCGAGCCGCUUACGGACACUUUCAACACGCCACUCAUGAGUGGAGACUUGGUGAAGGUGGCUGCUGGUGCUGCAAGCGUGGCGCGGCUCCGAAAGGCUUACGAUGGCUUGGAGCCUGCCGUACACAAGGACCUAGCCACACUGGGGCCUCACAGGAGGCACCGGCGGCUGUUCGAGGCGGUCGUCGCUGCAAACUCGGGUUUGGUGCAGGAGCCGUUGGCUAAGCAAAAGGAGCGGCUUCUUCACAAAGCUGGGUCAGUCAUCCUUGCCAUCCGGCAUUCAUCAAACGAGACGGGUGAUGUUGAAGCUCGUGGCCCGCGUCAGCUAGUGCCGGGGGAUGUUCUGCUGCUGGAGGCCUUCCCAGACUGCCUGGACAGGCUUCCAGAUUUCUCAGUCGUUGCAGCUGUUGAAUCCUCGAAGCCCCCAAGGAGAGGUCGGAAGCAAGACAAGCUGCGAGGGAUGCUGUGCCUUUUUGGAUUCGUAUUUGUGAUCGGAUCGAAUGGGCUCAACUUUGUCCCGCUGGCAAGUGCUGUCUUGGCGCUAGACUUUUUUUGCUGCUGCGCGAAAGUUCUCAGUUGGAGAGAAGCUGUUCUCGGUGUAAAUGGCAGCGUUAUGAUGACAAUUGCUGCCUCCUUCGGAAUCUCAGCCGCUAUGUCGAAAACGGGGGCGGCCGCGGCUCUAGCAAACGCCCUGCUAGACGUGGGCUUGCAGUCUGGCCCCUUUGGAGUACUGUGCAUGGUCUACAUUGGCACUGCGAUCUUGACCAACAUCAUCAGCAACACGGCCACGUGUAUAAUGAUGAUUCCUGUGGCUGUGCAUGUGGCACGGCAGCUUCAGAAGUCUGACGGAUGCGAGUUGAUAGAUGAGAAGACCCUUUUGUUCCUUGUGAUCUUUGGUGCGAAUGCUUCUUUCGCAACUCCUCUCGGCUCCCCCUCGAACAUCCUGGUGGUAGAUGCUGGAAAUUAUACAUUCUCUGACUUCAUGCGUUUUGGAGGAAUGCUGCAGGUCAUCAUGAUGUCAGCAACGUGCACUCUCCUGUACUUCUUCCCAUGCUCCGCGUCUUGA